Synchiropus splendidus (mandarinfish) is the source of this 2582-nucleotide messenger RNA. RefSeq names its product aggrecan core protein-like. The transcript has 10 exons. NCBI's taxonomy places the organism in Eukaryota, Metazoa, Chordata, Actinopteri, Syngnathiformes, Callionymidae. Gene Ontology annotation, molecular function: protein binding. The coding region runs from base 256 to 2166 and encodes 636 amino acids. The record is from RefSeq and is a predicted model, not a curated record.
GUGACUGACAUGACGAGUCGCUGCUCUGACCUUCACUGAAUGACGAGUUACGCAGAUGACUGAUGCUUCUACACCAGAUCUGGAGUUGAAACUUCACCCUCAGCCUCUCAUGACAUUUGUCCCCUGGAAUACGAGUGUGUGACUCUGCUGCCUCUAGUCCAUCCAGCCCUAGUUUGCAUUGUGGUUUUGGACUUGACAGCACCAGUCGUCUUCUUGUGUGGGAUGCCCGGGCACAGAUGGAGAAGACGGUGAACCAUGAGGACGCUGGUGCGGCUGGUGCUGGGACUCUUCACCCUCCAGGCUGUGGUGGCCAGUCCAAGAUUCUCCCGACAAGCAGACUCCUACCACGGAAGCCACUACGAUGGGAACGAGCUCAAUCUGGAAAACCCGGACUUGUACGACUAUGAAGACGGCCUGACCAUCGAAGACCCUCAGAUAGAGAUCGGCACACUGGCCCCGCCCGACUACCACUACCCCAUCCCUGAGGCCUCCCUGGAGGAGCAGGAGGGCCUGGAGGAGGAGGAGGAGGAGGAGAUGCCGAUGAUGCCCCAGCUGGUCCCCCAGGGCUCCGGAGGGUCGGGGGUCCUCAUGGGCCCGGACACUCAGAAAGAGGUGGAGCUGCGUCUGACGCCCAUCGACAUCCUUCAUGUUUCCGGGGAUUUGGGGAGCUCGGACGGCUCUGGAGCCUCUGGGGUUUCUGGGGCUCCUGAGGCCUCCACUUCUGGAGUCUCCGGAGACCAGGAGGCUCCGAGUGGCUCCGGCAGUUCUGGGGACAUCGUCCUGGUGUCCGGGGACUCGGUGGAGAUCCUCAGCGCCGCGGGCUCCGGGGAGUUCUUGUUAUCAGGAGACCUCUUGGUAUCUGGGGAUCUCUCCGGGGACCUGUCGGGGUCCGGACAAGCCUCUGCAGACCUGGGCUCGGCAGCUUCAGGGGUUUCUAUUGAAUUCCCUGAGGGCUCCGUGGACCUGUCUGGGUUCUCCGGGGACCUCCUCGCUUCUGGUGCCUCUGGAAUUUCAGGGGUUUCCGGGGACUCUGAGGAGUCGGGGGUCUCUGGGAUCAUCCUGUUACCUGGAGAGGAGGAGCUGCCCCUCAUUCCAACCACCGCCCCCCACGAGGCAACUGGGGCUUCUGGCGAAUUCUCUGGAGCUUCGGGAACAUCAGGAGAUCUUGGCGACUUGGGGAUCUCUGGAGUCUCCGGAGACUCGAGUGUCUCUGGAGAAUCUGGGGAGCCUGAAGUCUCAGGAGCCUCUGGGGACAUAGUGAUCACCGAGGUGUCUGGAGAUGUGGAGCUCACUGAACCCUCUGGAGACACAAGAAUCUCUGAAGCCUCUGGAGAAGUAGAGGUCUCAGGAGACUCCGGGACUUCUGUGGUCUCUGGGUCUGGAGACACGGAGGAGGUCCCAGGUGUGACCUUGGUUCCUGAUAUUGAUAAAGAGGAGGGGCUUCUUCCCACCACAGCAGAGACCCCGCAGGAGGGGGCUGGAGGGGUAGAGGAGGCCUCCGGCUCUGAGCCGGAGGAGGCGGUGGUCGACCGGCGAGGGAUGCCCACCUGCCUGCUGUGCACCUGCCUCGGCGGCUCCGUCUACUGCGACGACCUGAAGCUGGACCAGGUGCCGCCGCUGCCCAAGGACACCACGCACUUCUACGCGCGCUACAACCGGAUCACCAAGAUCAACAAGUCCGACUUCGCCGCCAUGAGCAAACUCAAGCGCGUCGACCUGACCGCCAACCAGAUCGCCAGCGUGGACGACAAGGCCUUCCUGGGCCUGCCCAACCUGGAGGAGCUGGUGCUGCGGGAGAACCGCCUGUCACAGCUGCCGGCUCUGCCCGAGACCAUGACCCUGAUCGACGCCAGCCACAACAGCAUCGCCUCCAAGGGACUUGGCAGAGAGGCCUUUAAAGACAUGACCGGACUGCUGUACCUGUACUUGACCGACAACCAGCUGGACCACGUUCCGGUGCCUCUCCCAGACAGCCUGAGGUCUCUGCACCUCCAGCGCAACAACAUCCAGUCCAUGCACGAGGACACCUUCUGCAACCUGCGGGACUUCAGCUACAUCAGGAACGCGCUGGAGGACAUCCGUCUGGACGGCAACCCCCUCAACCUCAGCCGGACCCCGCAGGCCUACAUCUGCCUGCCCCGCAUUCCCAUCGGGGACCUGAUCUGAGCUGCUGACCUCUGACCCCCACCCACACGCCCUUGUACAUACCGACACUUCAGCGGGAUAUUUCCACGUGCUGGACACCGAGGACACACACACACACACACGCCUCCAUGUUCGUGUCCUGUCAAACCAAUUUCCAACCGCACACACACACACACACACUUUUGUUAAGAAGCAAACUCACUCCGCGACUUGACGGAACGGUUGCAUCCAAAGAUAGAAGACGUCUGUUCAUAAACCGUGCAAUUAACAUGUCACACUGUUGAUGUUUGUUUUGUAAAAUAUAUAUAUAUAUAUAUUAUUAUUAUUAUUAUAAUGAUGAAUAUUUCACUCACACUUGUACGACCAGCAUCGCGACGCUGAGGCUGGGAGCUGCAUCUAAACUUGUGAAGUCUGUACUAUAAAAUAAAAACAUUUAU